CGACUAGCAAGUCGGCCCAUUUACUAGUAUUGACCCUGCAAAAACGAAACUACAUGUCUUAGUAAUCACUCGCCACUAUCAUCCUGGUUAUCAUCCAUGCUUUUGAAGCAUGUGAGCCAACGUCAACGGAGCUGUUGCAUAGGUAGAAGAGGGUUGUCUCCCUGUUUCAGAAAGAUGGUAUAAAAGACAGAGCACACAUUCUCAUCCUUCAGUAGACUCAUCAUUCAUUCUACUAACGCUAUAGCUCAGGAACAGAACGCUGGAGGUUGCAGUGUGCUCCUUCAGAACCAUGGCUUCAAGAGCCAAGAAAAUUAAGAAAACCCCAGAGGGGAUAACUCCAGAGAGGAAAACUCCAGAGAGGAAAACUCCAGAGAGGAAAACUCCAGAGAGGAAAACUCCUAAGAGGAAAACUCCAGAGAGGAAAACUCCAGAGAGGAAAACUCCAGAGGGGAUAACUCCAGAGAGGAAAACUCCAGAGAGGAAAACUCCAGAGAGGAAAACUCCUAAGAGGAAAACUUCAGAGAGGAAAACUUCAGAGAGGAAAACUCCUAAGAGGAAAACUCCAGAGAGGAAAACUCCAGAGAGGAAAACUUCAGAGAGGAAAACUCCUAAGAGGAAAACCCUGACCAAACUCAGCCCUAAUUCUCUGUUCGGGAUGGGGAACCCCCUUCUAGACAUCUCAGCCGUUGUGGACAAGGACUUCCUGGAGAAGUACGGUUUGAAGGCCAACGACCAGAUUCUGGCGGAGGACAAGCACAAAGCAUUGUUUGAAGAGAUUUUCAAGUUUAAAGUAGAGUAUCAUGCCGGAGGAUCUACUCAGAACUCUAUAAAGGUAGCCCAGUGGAUGAUCCAGGAGCCCCAGAAGGUGUGUACGUUCUUCGGCUGUAUCGGGGAGGACAAGUUUGGGGAGAUUCUGAAGCAGAAGGCAGAGGAGGUCCACGUGGACGCCCACUACUAUGAGCAAACAGAAGAGCCUACAGGGACCUGCGCCGUGUGCAUCACCGGGGACAACAGGUCUAUGGUAGCUAAUCUAGCAGCAGCUAACUAUUAUAAGAAGGACAAACAUCUGGACUUGAAGGAGAACUGGAAACUGGUGGAGAAAGCCAAAGUCUUUUAUAUCGCUGGCUUCUUCCUGACGGUGUCUCUGGAGUCCAUACUGAAAGUAGCCAAACACGCAUCUGAGAACAACAAGCUGUUCACUCUGAACCUCUCUGCUCCCUUCAUCUGCCAGUACUUCAAAGAUGCCCUCAUGGAGGUCAUGCCCUACGUAGACGUGCUGUUCGGCAAUGAGACGGAGGCAGCCACGUUUUCAAAAGAGCAAGGCUUUGAGACAGAGGACAUUAAGGAGAUUGCUAGGAAGGCCCAGACUCUGCCCAAAGUCAACAAGAAGAGACUGAGAAUCGUUGUCUUUACUCAGGGGAAGGACGAAACCAUCAUGACCAAAGGAGGUGACAAGUUGGAGACGUUCCAAGUUCUGCAGAUUGAGCAGAAGGACAUUGUGGACACAAAUGGAGCCGGUGAUGCCUUUGUAGGAGGAUUCUUGUCAGAGUUGGUCCAGGAUAAGACAUUGGAACAAUGUGUGAAAGCAGGACACUACGCUGCCAACGUCACCAUCAGACAAACAGGAUGCACCUUCCCUCACAAACCAGACUUCCACUGAUGACCUUUAACCUUAACCUCUGACCUCUUACCCGAUCCACCCUGACCCUCACCAUCCCAACUAACCGAACCAGGGCCCCCCGUCCCUUUUUCAUAAUCAUCCAUCCAUGCUUUCAUCCAAUCCAUCCAUCCAUUCAUGCUUUCAUCCCUCCUUCACUUGACUUUCUGCAACCAGACUUCUGUGCGUGUUCUUCUUGUCCUUCACUAGGUGGCUUGGGCCACACCCACACCAGAUCUGUUUAUACUGACGUUCUACUGCCUCCCUUACUGACUCGGCUCAAGUCAACUGCCCUUUGUAGACUCAGUUAGCCUGAUGGCACUUACUUAAUACUUCCUGAUUCACAGUUAAAGAGAUGCUAUAAAGGCUUUGUAUCAUAUCAGACUGUAGUUUUGAAAGUCGUGCUUACGAGCCAAAACGGGUUCCUGAAAAUUGUGCACAAUUGUGUACAACGUCACUCAUUUCGUGUGAUAUGUUACGUCUUGAAUUUUAAUUUUCUUUCUGCAAUUCAUAUGGUAUGUUACGAAUUUGUAAGUGUUUAAGAUCCCGUUCAAUCUCUUCAACUGGAAGCAUCUCAGUUAGGUGUCAUGUUUACACACAUAGCAGGUCGCUGUUGGAAACAGACCGUUGUCUAGUCUUCUCCAUGGAGACCGAGCUAAAGCCAAGUUAGUGAGUCAGGUUAGGUAAUGGGUUAGGGACACAGUUAAGGUUGGUUAAUGGGUUAGUUAGGGAUGGGUGGAAUACUGUCAUUUGACGGAGGAGGUUUCUGUUGAGAAGGUUGAAGAUAAUUUCUAGAGAAGCAGCUCUAUAUAGAUAGUAGAGACCGAAUGCAACCGUUUUUAUAUGAAUAUCAAAUCAUUUCUGGGUAACAAAUAAGUACCUUACUAGCUCGAUUUCCAUCCAAUUGGUGACAGAUUUUCAUGUGAAUAUUCUGCAGCAUAAAGAAAAUAUGUGCAUUUUCCCACCAGUGGUGUGUUUCCACCAGAAUGACUUGUUGCGGACAAAAUCAGUGCGUGAUGACAUAGUGCAGUGUUUCCCAACCCUGGUCCUUCAGUACCCCCAGAGUACCCCCAACAGUACACAGGACCAGUCCUUCAGUACCCCCAGAGUACCCAUUUUCAUUGUAGCCCUGGACAAACACACCUCAUUCAACUCAUUAAGGCUUGAUGAUUAGCUGACAAGCAGAAACCGGUGUGCGGGUCCAGGGUUACAAUAAACAUGUAUACUGUUGGGGGUACUGGAAGACUGGUCCUGUUUACUGUUGGGGGAACUGGAGGACCAGUCCUGUUUACUGUUGGGGGUACUGGAAGACUGGUCCUGUUUACUGUUGGAGGAACUGGAGGACCAGUCCUGUUUACUGUUGGAGGAACUGGAGGACCAGUCCUGUUUACUGUUGGAGGAACUGGAGGACCAGUCCUGUUUACUGUUGGAGGAACUGGAGGACCAGUCCUGUUUACUGUUGGAGGAACUGGAGGACCAGUCCUGUUUACUGUUGGAGGAACUGGAGGACAAGGGUUGGGAAGCACUGACAUAGUGUACACAAAAUGUACUUUUUCACAUAAGUUUUCAUAAACCCAAAUAAAAAUCUAAAGUUCAAUGUGUCCACUCUGGUCUUGGCACGUGCUCUCUAGCCAACAGCUGGCAGAUACAGUGUGAGUAGGCUACCUACAUGAUGAGAUUAUUAUGGAAAAUAUUUGUAUUUGUCAAAUGGCAGUCAAGCAUCAAUCAUUAUGUCACCAGAAUAAAGCCCUCGAUAUUUGCUGGAAAGGAGCAUCAAUAUCUCAGUGCAGUUCAUCAUAACUUGUGAAGUUCGUCAUAACUUAUUUCCUCUGUAGCCUAAUAAACUGUAUGGUAGUGAGAGGACCAAACACCAUAACAUCGCAUGACUCCAAGUUUACUUUCAUAUGAUGGUUAUUGUAUCAAUAUUUGCACAGAAAGGCGUUUCCACCACCAUUUCUGGCAUAAUUAAUCUUACCGAUACAAAACGAUCCCUCCAUGUCGAACAAAAAAAAUGAUCUGUCGCCAUUUAUAAAAUUGUACCAAAACAGCUGUUGUGAUUUCUUUUAUACGGUAUGACUUUAUUCGCAUAACAACUGCGGAUGGAAACGUGGUUACUGUAAUAGAUUCCAUUAAAAUGUGCAAAAAAAAUCACUUUUGGGCAAAAAAAACUAUUUGUCAAGCUAAAAUGUUGCAAAGACUGUCUGGGAGUGGUCUGAGUGGGGAGGGGAAAACUGAAAACCAACUGUUAUUGGCAGAGAGGUUUAGAACUCUCUUUCUUAUUGGUCUAUUAACCAAUUUACAGCAUGUUUGGUGAUGUCACCAUGGAAAGCCGAAACUCCCGCCCAUCCAAACCUGUUGUUUAGAAGUUCCUGUGUAGAUUUGAUUUUCAAUCAGCAACUAUAAGGAAAUAACACUGAUCAAAUGUUGUCACACUUUUACAGUGUAGUUUCAUCAGCUGUUGUACGAUAUGAUAUAAACACAUGAAAAACGUAAUGUUUACUGCACUGGGUCUUUAAGGAGACUGCGCCUAAAAAUAAGAUGGGCAGUGUCAUUAUCAUUUAGAUUUCAUUUUCUUUACUGAUUGUUUGAUUAUGACUGGAGGCUUAUUAAAGCGGGGAAGUGUUGUUGCAGGUCAGAGUUGUUGUAAAACCGAACAGAUUCCUUAACCUUAAAGUUCUCUGUACACUUUGUAAAUGUGUCACAACCUUGAGUCUGAAGUGAUUUUUAUGUCUGUUUUAACAAAUAUUUAAAUGUAACAUUAGGAGGUGUAGCCUGUAGAUAUUGGCUAAUUAACACAUUUCAGUUGGUCAAAAACACAAACUGUGUUAUAACAGGCUGUGUAUAGUGUCAUAACAAUCUCGUACCUUUGUGAAAAUGUUUGGUUUGUAAAAGUGGGACUUGGUGUGUGAGGCUUAGGGCAGAAGUAAGCAUGUCUCAUGUGUAUGCUUUUUUUAUGUCAACUGUUUCAGUUCGAUGCCUUGAACUGACAAAUUAAAAUUACAUCACUGAUUUGAAAAUGUUUUAUUAAAUGAAAAACAUAUAUAUAAUAAUAACAUUAAAAUAACAAUGUUAUACUCUCA
Salmo salar (Atlantic salmon) is the source of this 4737-nucleotide messenger RNA. The record is from RefSeq and is a predicted model, not a curated record. Lineage: Eukaryota; Metazoa; Chordata; Actinopteri; Salmoniformes; Salmonidae.